Messenger RNA from Trichomonas vaginalis G3, 1206 nucleotides. RefSeq names its product dextransucrase protein. The transcript has a single exon. The coding region runs from base 1 to 1206 and encodes 401 amino acids. NCBI's taxonomy places the organism in Eukaryota, Parabasalia, Trichomonadida, Trichomonadidae. The record is from RefSeq and is a predicted model, not a curated record.
AUGGGUCUUAGAGUCUUUUUUGCAAGAUCUAAUACUGCAAAUUUCAAUAUUUUGAUAGAUGAUAAACAAACAACAUACAGUGACCAAGGAUAUUAUACAGUAUUUAAAGUAGAUAAUGAUAAAACUUUAAAUAAUUGUAAGAUUACUACAGUAUUAAGCUCGGGCUCAUCAAAUAUGUUCUCCAAUAUAGGAUACAAAGUUUAUAACUCUGAUACAAGAUUGCAUACUAUUGGAAUUGCGACUCAUGCUGAUAUACAGAUAAAUAAUAAUGAUUACGCUUCUAUUUACAAUCUAAAUGGCAAUACUGGAUUCCGAAUGACUGAUGGAACUUAUACUUUAUCUUUUGUAUUACGAGGUUUCGAUUCACCUGGUGUAGAUACAUAUUGGUACGGUAGAUUUAGAGCUAGGAUUGAUAAAAUGUGGAAUAAUGGAACAGGAGAUUCAAAUUAUUAUUCUGAUUUAGAGAAUAUAGAUUGUGGAAUUGCAUUUUCAUGGCAAGAUAGAAGGAUUGGUCCAGGUGAAACGCUAUAUUUCAAUAUGGGUUCAUCUUCAACAAAUCAAGAUUCUUCAUACAAACCAUCGUUAACUGUAACUUCAAUCGCUGAUAGUUAUAGACCUUGUUCAAAGCCAUUCUUAAUUAGCGGAUCUUUAAGUCAUUCUCGAAGAUAUUCAACGACAGUCUACAUUAAAUACAGAUUUGAUAACAAUGAAACCAUUUAUACUGAUGCCAAUUCUUAUGGAGUUAAGUCUAAUAGUCCAAAAGAUUUCUCUAACAACAUGGAUAGUUCUUCAUUUGCUUUAGAAUACAACAGAUUCUUUAAAGAUCGGGUUAAAAUUACAGGAAAUAUCACUGAUAUUGAUGGUGACAUUAAUGUUACUUUCUAUUGUAUAUUCGAUAAUAAUUCAAAAGCAGGAAUGGAGAUAAAUAACACAUCUAUCACAAAUAUUUCUGAAAGUGAUGCAUCUAAUUAUGGUGGAAAGAAUGGCUUAAGUGUGAGAUUGCAUAUGUUCAGUUCUACAGUUGAUUUAAGCUCUCGUUCGAAGGAAGGUUAUCAUACUUUUGAAAUAUUUUGUGUUGACCAGUAUGGGUUUAAGUCUAAUAUCGUAGGGCCUAUUAGAUUUUACUAUCGAUACUAUCCAACUACACCAUUACCGAACGUUAUCCAGAUGAGAAAUCGCAUGUCAGGCCAAUUGAAGCACCACUAA